AUGGAUUCGGCAUUUGUGCUGCCUCACCCCGCUUCCAUGGGAGCGUCGUGCAUUCUCGGUCUCCUUCUAUUGACUAUUUUGCGAGCACUUCUCAUACCCAAGAAGGCACUCCCCUUAGCCAUCAACCACCACCGAUGGGAUAUCUUCAACCGCAGGGCCAUCCAGGAUUUCACUGCCAACCCACAAGACCUGAUCAAGGCAGGAUUGAAGAAGGUGAUCGAUCCCAAGAUAGCACCACGGUUUGCGAAGGGCACCUUCUUGGUCCUACCAGAGCGGUACUCGGAAGAGGUGAAGAAUGAUGAGCGAUUCAGCGCCUAUGAAGCCUUAUCCCGCAGUUCACCGCAGAUCAUCCUCCUUGAGCUGCCGGGCUUUGAAUCAGUCUUCGAGGGCUUGAUGCACAAUGAUGUGGUACUUCCUGGAGUCGCCGCCAUGAACCGGCAGCUGGCAUCAUUGACCAGUCCCAUGUCCGAAGAGGUGUCCCAUUACCUACAGACCAACUGGACCGAUGAUCCCGAUUGGCAUACCCAGUCUGUCAGCGCGUCCAUGUCGGGCUUAAUCGGCCAAGCAGCCGCACGCAUAAUCGUUGGGCCCGAGCUGUGCCGCAACAAGGAAUACCACGCGAUUACCCUUAGCUACACGAUGAGCCGUGGCCGAGCCCUCGCCGCCAUCCACGCCUGGCCGCGGGCGCUGCAUCCCCUUAUCCACUGGUUUCUGCCGUCCUGUCGUAACGUGCGGACUCAGAUUCGGCGCGCAGAGAAACUCAUCACACCAAUUCUGGAGCGUACUCGACGAGCAAGAGCGAGGGGCGACCCGCCACAAGCAUUCUCGACCCUUGCCUGGUCGGAUGAAUAUGCCAGGGCACAGGGCCGAAGUUACAAUGCCACUCUGGCCCAGAUGCGCUUCACCUCGUCGUCGAUCCACAAUACCUCGGACCUUUUGGGAAAGGUCAUGUUGAGGAUCUGCCAGCGUCCGGACCUGAUCGAGCCGCUGCGGAGGGAAAUCGUUGCGGCUUUUGAUGGGGGCUCAGGUGCCCAGCAUCACUCACUUGGAAAACUCAAGCUGAUGGAGAGUGUGAUGAAGGAGACUCAGCGGUUGGAACCUGCUGCGGAACGUGUGUCAUAUCCCCCGCCCUUAACACCCGAAAGACUGACCGGUUACUCUAUAGUAAACAUGUUCCGCGUUGCCAAAGAAACAGUCACCCUCUCCGACGGGACCACGAUCCCCAAAGGGACGAUCUUCGGUUUCUCAUAUCAGAACCGCUUCGACCCCUCCAUGUAUCCCGACCCCGAGACCUUCGACCCGUAUCGGUUCAUGAGAAUGCGACAGGACCCUGUCCAGGCGAGUCUCGCCUCGUUCACCAAGGCCAGGAGCACUCAUUUGUCGUUUGGGCUCGGGAGGCACGCCUGCCCGGGUCGGUUUAUGGCGAACGACAUGAUCAAGCUCGCUCUGAGCCAUAUCCUGCUGAAAUAUGACUUCAAGUUGGUUGGCGAGGAGCUUCCCAAAUUGGAGAUGCACGGGUUUGUGUACGCGAGGGAACCAACGGCACAGAUCCUGGUGAGGAGGCGACAAGAGGAGGUUGUUUUAUGA
This is a messenger RNA of Aspergillus lentulus, 1587 nucleotides long. RefSeq names its product cytochrome P450 monooxygenase ftmG (gene ftmG). NCBI's taxonomy places the organism in Eukaryota, Fungi, Ascomycota, Eurotiomycetes, Eurotiales, Aspergillaceae. The record is from RefSeq and is a predicted model, not a curated record. Gene Ontology annotation, molecular function: oxidoreductase activity, acting on paired donors, with incorporation or reduction of molecular oxygen; monooxygenase activity; iron ion binding.